This is a messenger RNA of Pyricularia grisea, 2529 nucleotides long. RefSeq lists its product as uncharacterized. The record is from RefSeq and is a predicted model, not a curated record. NCBI's taxonomy places the organism in Eukaryota, Fungi, Ascomycota, Sordariomycetes, Magnaporthales, Pyriculariaceae. The coding region runs from base 1 to 2529 and encodes 842 amino acids. The transcript has a single exon.
AUGUGGCUCAUCAACGCCAAAACCCUCCGAGUGGAGCAGUUCGACGACCCUAGCACCGUACCACAAUAUGUCAUCCUUUCUCACACUUGGGAAGAUGACGAGGUCUCCUUUCAAGAUGUACAAAAUCUCGACUUGGCUAAAAGGAAGAAGGGAUUCUCAAAGAUUGGAGGGGUCUGUACCCUGGCCAUAGAGUCUGGCGUUGACUUUGCUUGGGUUGAUACCUGCUGCAUCGACAAAACCGAUAGCGUCGAGUUGGGGGAGGCCAUCAACUCCAUGUAUCGCUGGUACGCACAGGCUACGGUUUGCAUUGUCUAUCUAAGCGACCUACCAGCUACCGUGACGGCCUCGGCCAUGGCUGCUGAGCAGUUGCAUACCUGCAAAUGGUUCACAAGAGGUUGGACUUUGCAGGAACUCAUCGCCCCAAGGAUUGUUAAAUUUUACAACAGCGCAUGGCACUUUGUUGGAUCAAAGAGUGACCACUUUGCGUCUGCCAUUGCCAGCUUCACCAACAUUGCCAAAGACGUCCUACUUCACAACAAAGAACCUUCAGAUUUCACCGUGGCUCAACGUAUGUCCUGGGCAUGCGGCAGAAAGACAAAGCGACCCGAAGAUAGGGCGUACUCCUUGUUGGGACUAUUCGAUAUUAGCCUGCCCCCUGUUUAUGGCGAACAAGACAAGGCUUUUCAACGCCUGCAGGAGGAGGUCAUCAGAACAAACCCCGACAUGUCUAUCCUGGCUUGGCAUCCUGUAUCGCCUGGUCCUUCACGUCUGCGGUUAUUUGCUUUAUCUCCAGACGAGUUUCAACCUCGAAAUUGUCCAAGGCGUCUUCGAUGGGGCCAUACCACCGUCACAAACAUGGGCUUGAAAGUUCACAAGGCAUCACUCAUCUGUGUGCAAGCUCCUAUCCACCCAAAAAUGGUGGAAUCUCUAAUAGCCGAACAAUCUCAGCGGUCAAGUCAGGCACCCGAUGCCAUCAUACCUUUUCCAUUUCGACAGGAUGUCCCUGAAUGUGAUAACAUUGUCCUCUACGCACUGGUUGUCGGUCAGUUCCAGGACGGAAACACAUGUGCAAUAUUUUUGCGAAAGACAGGGCCUGGAUUCUUUCAGCGUGAAAUGGCCUUGCCGUUGGCCACCAUCCCCAAGAAUUUUAGACAUCCCCUGUCUAAUCUACGAUAUCCUUGGGACGCCCCAGACAAGGUGGUCAUUUAUACAACUCCUCAACAACACAGCAUUCAGCAUGUCCACCGUGCCAUACACUUUCCUCUUUCCUAUAACUUUCGAUGCAAAUUCUCACUCAAAGGGGAACAAGCCGAGAUACAGCCCAACAGAACCGACUGGGAUCCUAACACUCGAGUCUUGUUUCGACCAGAAAACGCCGACAGUCUACAUGUGGUUCCAUUGGAGGUUUACAUAGAUGGUGAGACGGUAAAGCUUGUAGGGCUCGUCAACUGGUACAUUCCACCGCGAAUUGAUCUUGUCUCUCGGGAUAAGCACCCAGACAUAUUCAACUACCUGGUCAGUAUCCCGGGAGACCAGAGAAGGAGGUGGAUUGACCUGUCAACUUUUAUUGGAUCUUCAAGGCUACGUCCAAUGGGAGAAGAUAUUGUCGUUGUGGUACGCGGGAAACGGCACCGCAUUGGUGUAUAUUUGAAGCCGGAAGGUUCAAAGCCCAAGAUGUAUACCGCUGGCUUUUCCGUCAAGAGCAUCCCAUCUUGGGAUCAGGGAGAUGACACUGCUGUGGAGACAGGGGAUGAGAGUUUGGACGAAAUGGAGGACAAUCAAGAUCGAGAAACUCCAGAUGCUUGGGGUACGGAUAGCAAUGACUCUGACGAAGUUCACGCGAAACAAAGGAGAUCGUUGAUUCGAUCAAAAGACAAAUCCCAUCCAACAGGAAUAGAGUUCUUGGAUGCAGACAUGCGAGAUGCAUCACAAGUUGACAUUCCUCAUGCGCCAUAUCUGGAAGAUGGCGGGUCUCCUAGCUUCCAGUCUAGUUUCCCACCUAGACAUUUGGCAACAAUGAUGCCAUCGGGAAUCGAAAUAAGCGACGGCGCGGCUUCAAGUGGUUCAACGAGACAAAGACAUAGGAUGAGCAGCGCAAGCGUAUCGAAGCCACGAGAAAGCAGGCGAGAGGCAAGAGACCCCAAGACGAUAGCCAAUGACGAAAUGCCCGGAUAUAUCAGAGCAAAGCCAGUGGUGGCGUCAUGUGAAAUCGAAAGCCCAGGGCUACCGCUUUCAAGUGUUCCUCAAGCGGAACCUGUUAGUGUCGUGAGUCCAUCAAAGCCACACACAAACAUGCAAGAGGGGCGAGAAUCCAAAAAGAGAUUGAUGCGAGAAAGGUCCGACUAUCUGAGUGGACUGGAGAAGAAACGUUAUUUGAGGCAGGUUCGGGCUCGCAAGGAAGCCGAACCUGCACAGAUAUUGCCUGCGUCGCCGAGGGUGGAUUUACUUGACAGCCCCCCGUCGCCUAGAUACAGCCCAGUGCCAUCACAGCCCGAUAAGCCCUCACUGCAGCAGAUGAACCUUGAGUGA